Dalotia coriaria is the source of this 2935-nucleotide messenger RNA. RefSeq lists its product as uncharacterized. The transcript has 7 exons. Lineage: Eukaryota; Metazoa; Arthropoda; Insecta; Coleoptera; Staphylinidae. Gene Ontology annotation, molecular function: microtubule binding. The record is from RefSeq and is a predicted model, not a curated record. The coding region runs from base 159 to 2675 and encodes 838 amino acids. Gene Ontology annotation, cellular component: centriole; ciliary basal body; axonemal microtubule.
CCGCGCUCGCCACAAUGAAAAACUCGGAGCGAAAAUUACGAAAAUUAUCAGCGCCCGAUUCGCGCGGGUGCAAGUAAAACCAUAAGAAAUUAAGUUGUUAACGCAUAAUGGAUCUCUCAAGGUGAACGAGAUAAGUGUACGCAUUCACAAGUUACGAAAUGAAGGGAGUAGACGGUGAAUUCCGAUCGGAGCCAGACCUCACGACGGCAGCUGACAAGGGCGAUUGGAGGAAUUCCGGCUACCCGCCGGGGUUUACCGUCGAUGAGCUGCGGUUUUAUCGUAAAAAACGUGCUCCAGUUGAAAAUCAACAAAAGGAUCACUUGACCCUUGAAACUGGUGACUUCAAGCUACUGAAAAGUGAAUAUCGUCGCCGAUUUCGAGAUUAUUACGACGCCAACACCCGCAGUGCCCUUCUUUACGAUCUGAAGGAUCUGUCGCCGACGAGACCGAAUAAACCGGGCGAUCACCUCGGAAUCGGCGAAGAGGAGGACGACGACGCCGACGGGAACGAGCUGCAGCCCGAGUACCAUGAAUCUUUUAUUGAAUUUCCAAUCGAACAACGCGCGGCGGCACAGCCGUUGAACACCUACAGGCGAUACAAGCGUCAACUCGACGCUAUGCCUCGUCAAGGGGAUCAUUUGGGAUCCUUUGGUAAUCAUAAAUCGGAAAACCGUGCGCAGUACAUCCAACAUGCACCCGUCGACCGCACGUUGCCGAUCCGCCGCUCGACGAGUUUAAAACUCGAAGGCGACUUUACACCAACCACCGAAAAGGCCGAGCAGUUUAUCAAAUAUUUGCUCGAAAAGCGCCGAUCGCUGAUUAGACACAAUACGAAUCUACGGCUUGAGGGUGAGAUGGAGAAUAAAAAGACUGAAACCCGUGAGCAAUACGCUGCAUACGAGGUACAACCUCGUCCGAUGUUGUACAAAAAGUUAACCAAUCUACGUCUCGAAGGAGAUUUGGAUAUAACUACCGAGAAUCAUGAUCAAUUUAUACCAUAUUCAACUGAUCCUUCUGAAAUACGACCACCAUUGGUAAAACGUUCAACAAAUCUUCGUCUUGAAGGUGACUUAAGAAUGAGUCCUGAAUACCGACAUGAAUAUGUGGAUCAUCCUGGUAGUGAAAGAUCUUCACCUAGUCUACCAAGACACAACCUCCGAGUUGAUGGCUUUUUUGAUUCCAUGACAGAGAAUCAAGAAAAAUUUAUAAGUCAUCAAAUACACCCGCCUAUUCCUUUUCUCAGAGGCUCUGCAUUUAAUAGAAAGCUAUUGCUUGGUGAUGAUAAACCAGUGAGUAGGGCAGAAUACAGAGAGAAAUUUAUUCCGCAUAAUAUCGAAAGAUCAACGGCGUUCAAACGAGGACAGAAUUUAAACCUCGAGGGUGAGAUUGAGUCGAUGACGGAAAAUCGUCACGCGUUCGUGGAACAUCAACAGCAGCAUCCGCCAACGCGUGGCGAUGGCAGGAAACCGCAUAAUCUUCAGCUCGAAGGACAAUUCGACAUGAGCCCGGAGUACAAGAACGCGUACGUGGAUUUUUACAAGACUUCUAAUUUUAGUUCGCCCGUGCGUAGGCGACGAGUCGAACCGAAUCUACGUAGUGAGGGAGUCAUGGAGACAAAUCCGGAGUACAGACGCGCUUUUGUCGAUUUUCCGAGACAAAGGCCGGGAAAAAUUCGUAAACCGGAAACGCAUUUGUCCAGUGAGGGUGAAAUGGAUCACAUGACGGAAAAGCGCGCCGCGUAUAUCGAAUAUCCGGGCCAUCGCAAGCCGGACGCGCUGAAACGCGAGCCGGAAUUCAAAUUGGAGGGCGACUUCGUAUGCCAGCCGGAAUAUCGCAAAGCGUACGUCAAUUACCUGAUCCGCGAGCGCGUUGACCACAAGCAUCGCCCGCUGGACAAUUUGACCGGCGUUGCCAGCCUGCCCCCGAAGCGGGCUUUCGAGAUAUUGAACGUCGACCAGAAAAAAGUCAAUGGUGUUGAACCCACCACCACUACCAGUACGACCACAAAUGACACCACAACAAGCGUCGAUUCAAAACCAGCGAGUAAAAGUUUGAUUCCGAUAGCGACGCCAACGACGUCAACUUCAGCGACUGUCACUACCACAACUACCACAGCGGAAGAAACCGCAUACUCUAGUAGUACCAAUUCGCGUAUACCCCGCCGCAUGCCAUCGAUCAACACUUUGGAAACGCAACUCUUUGGUCCAAAAAUCGAACAUCCAAAGACAUUCCGCUCGAGUAGUUCUUCUCGUCUCAACAGCCGAUCGCCAAGCCCACUGCCGCCCAGAAGCAGCCGGACCAGAUCCCUCAGUCGGUCUGGAAAGACCAGUAGACUCGCCAAAGGCUCCUCAAGUGAAUACGAAGACAAGAAACAUCGAGAUCGCACCGGGAAUCGAUACAGUAAUAGUGUAAAAGUUGAAGAUCUUGCUUAUACACCAGCGACAUCUCCGAUACCAACGCAUAAAUUAUACAAUAUUACUUAUUCUGAUAGAAAACGUUGGGAGAAACCACCGAAAAACGCAAGUAUCAAUGAGCAGAUUGAUAGAAUGACUGCGUUUAUGGUUAUCGACGAUGAUAACAACAACAGGGAUGAUUUUACGGAUCAGAACUUUGCUGAUAACUCUUUCUAUAAGGAGCAGAAAUGGAUGUCUUCAUGGAAUUCUCCAGUAGUGUAGGAUUCAAACUUUUGCAUCCAAGCCAAAUAUGUAAUGAACCUAUCAUUGUUUAGGUUUAGAAUAGUACAAUGCAUGUGUUCUAUGUGCUAACUUUAUUCGGCUUAUUGACAAAUUCUCUCCAGUUAGCAAAUGAAAUUAGUUCAACUCAGGUAAUAACAAACCAACGCGAUUGGUUAGCUGUAGAUAACAAGUAAUACAAUAUCCAAUAUCAAGUGCCAUUAUUGUUAAUAAACGUAUUUAAUAUCAGUCAUAACUGCCAA